Molecule: messenger RNA, 887 nt
Organism: Sycon ciliatum
Lineage: Eukaryota; Metazoa; Porifera; Calcarea; Leucosolenida; Sycettidae
Product: E-selectin-like
Source: RefSeq, a predicted model, not a curated record
GUCCAGUCCAUCACCUACGUGCUCAAUCAAAUGUCCGGCACGUCGCCCACUAUCAUCUGGCAAGACUGUAGAAAUCUUUCCAGGCAUCGUCUUCUUUGCAUGCUAUGCCGGAUUUCAACUUGUAGGCACAUCAGCUUCAAGGUGUAUGGCUAAUGGAAGCUGGUCGACUAGUAUACCACAAUGCAACCCAAUUCAAUGCUUUCCAUUUGCUUCACCCAAGAAUGGUACACUCGUAGGAAGCUCACAGGCGGUGUUUGGCAUCACCGAGUUUGCAUGCAACGAAGGAUACGCGCUCAAAGGGCAGAGAUCUACAAUAUGUAAGGAGGAUGGAACCUGGUCAUCUAACGCACCCUUGUGUGAAGCAAUUCAAUGCUUUCCAUUUGCUUCACCCAAGAAUGGUACACUCGUAGGAAGCUCACGGGGGGUGUUUGGCAUCACCGAGUUUGCAUGCAACGAAGGAUACGCACUCAAAGGGCAGAGAUCUUCAGUAUGUAAGGAGGAUGGAACCUGGUCAUCUAACGCACCCUCGUGUGAAGCAAUUAGAUGCUCACAACUUGCUCCACCCAAGAAUGGUACCGUUGUAAGAAGUUCUCUAGUGCUAUUUGGCAUCAUCGAGUUUGCGUGCAACGACGGAUACGCACUCAAAGGGCAAAGAGCUGCAAUAUGUAAGGAGGAUGAAACCUGGUCAUCUAAAACACCCAUGUGUGAAGAAGUGAUCCAGUGCCCAAAAAUUGGUGAACCCGCUAACGGAAUCAUUGUCAGAAGCUCUCACGUUUUCCUGGGUGUCACUGAAUUCGCGUGCGACGAAGGAUACUCACUCGUAGGCAAUUCGUCGUCAGUCUGCAUGAGCAAUGGCAAUUGGUCAUCUAAUGCUCCAAAGUGUCAAG